This is a messenger RNA of Cylindrotheca closterium, 1044 nucleotides long. NCBI's taxonomy places the organism in Eukaryota, Bacillariophyta, Bacillariophyceae, Bacillariales, Bacillariaceae. The record is from the annotation of a GenBank genome assembly.
AUGAUGCGGUUGGCCAUUACGGAACAAUGGACAUUCAAGAGGAAGAAUCAGUUGUUGCCGGACCACCGGCUUCAGAUUCCGGGCUUGUCUGGCAAGUUCGAAUCUCUUCGUCGCCUUGAGCCGGGGGAGGCAGAGAAGACAUUGGGAGUAAUGCUCGCGCCACUCGAGGACCAGAAGGCCCAUGUUACACAUCUGAAGGGUAUUGCCAAAAGGUGGGCUGAACAAGUUGCGUCUGGUCACCUUCACAAAUACGAUGUGAUCCCCUUGAUCAAGUCCACUGUUAUGAAGUCACUAGAAUAUCCAAUGACGCUAUUGACACUGGAGGCCGCAACAUGGGUGGAUAUUAUGAGCCCGGUUCUACAGGUCUGCCUGCCGAAAGCCGGCAUCUGCAGAAGUUUUCCGUGUGAUAUGGUGUUUGCUCCAUUGAAGUUCCAAGGCCUGGGCAUCCCACAUCCGUUUGGCUCACAGGUUUCCAAGCAUAUCGAAACUCUCCUCCGUCAUUCGACCAACAAGACAAAAACCGGAGCCUACCUGGAAGCCGCUUUGCAAGAACACCAGCUCGAAACGGGCACUUCGUUUGGUAUCUUUCAGCAGGAUUAUUGCAACACUGCCGUCUUGGCUUCCGAUACAUGGAUAAAGCGAGUCUGGAAAGAACUGGAGAACAUGGACAUCUAUGUGGCCUUUGAUUCUCCGGCCUUACCACUACGAUGCGUCGGUGAUGCUCUGCUUGUGGAAGUGUUUAUGGAUUUGGAGGUGAACCAAGACGAUCUGAAAUGGCUCAAUUCAUGUCGUAUGUUCCUUCAAGCGUGCACCGUUUCCGACAUUGUCACGGCUGAUGGACGAUGCAUCCGCCAGUCGGCUUGGUGCGGAGAGCGUGAUGGAAUUCACCGGUCCCCAUAUCAAUGGCCCCGGACAGUUCGGCCAAACCGGAAUCACUGGCGUCUAUGGCAGGACACCUUGACCCGGGCACUCCUGCAGUCGGAUGACCCCUCUCACCAUCUCCGCCAACCGUUGGGCACUUGGUUUGACUCUAUUGACGACUGA